AUGAGCACUUUGAUGGAGAUAUGGAAGAUGGAAAUUGAGUUGCAAACGAAAACAAAAGGAUUGUAUACUACGGCAACGGAAUACCAGUUUGAGUCACAGACACUGAUGGAAUCAAAGAAGAUUACAACAAAUUGCAGAAUAUCCAAAGGAGGAUGGGAGGUGUUGCGUGGUUCUCUGGAUGUUUCUAGGGGUAAUGGCAGGGUAGGGGAGGAUGAUAGGGUGGGUGGCGGGCGAUUGGACUUUUCACCUACAUUGGGUGUUGUUGGUUCGAACAGUGUUCCAAAUGUUGUAGUGGUAUUGAGCUAA
Cercopithifilaria johnstoni is the source of this 306-nucleotide messenger RNA. The record is from the annotation of a GenBank genome assembly. Lineage: Eukaryota; Metazoa; Nematoda; Chromadorea; Rhabditida; Onchocercidae.